ACACCGUUCAACAUCGAACGGAUAAAUAGCUCAAAGAUCUCUUCUCCGAGAUGUCGCUGUCCCUCUUCGGAACGCCCAGGAGUUCAGGCGGCCGGUCCCGUACCCCUUCGCAAACACCUAUGAGGGGAAUCCGAUUCCCGAGCAACACCCCUCCUCCUGUUCACCACGACGACCUUCAACCUCUUGUUUCCUAUCAUGCGGUACACGCUCAUCUUCCCAGCGGUACCAGCUCGAAUACAGAGGUCCAGCACUACAACUUUCCGUACGAGCAACUCGAUGUGGAUGACAUCCCUCUACCGGAGGAGGAGGACGCAACAAACAGGCAGUCGCAGUUGCUUCCAGAACACGCUCUGUCCGUAUCAUACUCGCCCGAAUGUUCGACACUAGCUAGGGUCAUCGGAAACGGCAAGACUCUCGAGUUGAGGUAUAUCGCUUCGACUUCGAGUAGGAAACAAAAGGACAACAAUUCGAACAUCAUCAGGAUCUCGUUUACUUCGGCGAUCCAUGAUAUCUCCGCUUCGAAAUGUUUCUACCGUCCGACCUCGAACGACAAUGACUCGACCUUCACGAUCGUCAUCAUCGACAAGAAAUCCCGCAUCCACCGCCUAACCUUCCCGAAUCCUCACACCCGCGUCGAACGUGGUCUCGCCGCCUUCGAAUGGAACGACAAGAACUUGCACGUAGGGUGGUUGAUGAUGAGCGAGCAGGAUAUGCUUGCUAGUGGGAUGACGAUCAGGGGGGACGAACCUCUUGUUUGGAACGUGGUGGAUGAGGAUAAUCUGAUCAUCGCUGUCAGGGAUGGGCUGUUGAGGUGUACUUUGGUAAAUGAAGACUGGACGCACGAAUACUUCAGAAGACCGUCCUCCUUCCGAAUGUUCCGUUCAGACCCAGCUUCCCAAACUCGCGUCAUCUCCUUUCAGCACGACCCUAUCACCGAGCUAGUCUACGCGAUCACGAGGGACAAGAAGCUCAGAAUCUGGAACGCCCAGACGCUGAACCACGAGAGCGUGAUCGAUCUCGCUCAAACGGGCGGGUCUUCAGAGCCUCGUCAGCCUCAAUCAGAAGCUCUCACCAUCGGGUCGAACGCGAGUAUCAACAUGCCAACCUCAUCUUUGGUGCAGAUCUUACCUGGGACGCAGGAUACGCCAUACGACAAGUACAUCGUCGUCUUCACCCCUACUCCGCGUUCUCCUGAGGGUGCGGGGUAUUUCCAGGUCUUUGGCACGUUGGGGAUCAAGAAGGAUAUCACGCAUGUGGGGUUCUUUACGUGUUCAUCACAGACCGUCGGGAUGGAUUUCCGAGGUUUCAAUGUGGAGCAUGCUACAGAGACUUCUCGAAACGGUGGUGGGGACAUCGAGAUGGAAGACGAGUCGACUUCAACAUCGUCGUCAGUGUCGAGUACGUGGAGACUCUGGGCGGCUUGGGAUCUCAAGGGAAAGCUCUUCCUCGAAUGGAGCGAUAUUUCCACGCUGUUCGAGCCAAAAGAAGAAGAGUUGGGGAUCAUGGCGAGUAAUACGUGGAAGAUGGUCUCUUCCUCCAAGGAAUCCCUCGACCUGGAACCCAUGUUCGAUUCCGCCUACUUUGACGCCCUGAACGAAGGGAUCGAGGAUGGAUCGCUGGGCGCGGAGGAUGUGGCGAGGUAUUUCGUCGAUCAUCUCUUUUACCCCGGACGGUUCUCGCAGUCGGUUUUGAAGGGAGCGCUAGAGGAGUAUAGUUCUGGGAACGAUGACCAGAUAGACGCUAUGGAUGAGGAGGACGAGGAGUAUAAGUCGCUACGGGACCAGAUAGGGGAAGCGGUAGGGAGGCAUCUAGUACCGCUUCUAGACCAAGACCUCGAUGCGCAUGAACAUGCGGACCUUUUGAGACGGUUCAAGUUGGAGUGGCAAGCUUUCUGGAUCAUGGUCCAGCAGCGGGAUAUUCAAGGUAGAUGGCCCAUCUCGUUGGUACCGAUGACUACUGGGGUGGCAGAAGAAGGAACCGCCGCUAUGGUUCUCUGUCGGGAAGGUCUCGUCGUCCCCGCUGUGGAGGACGAUGCCGCAUUUGUCAGGCGGCUCAUGGUCAACACCGUGGAUGCCGACCUGGAGGACCUGGAGGUGCCGGUCGAAGUGAUCGAAAAGGACGAGAUCAAGGAUUUGCUACGAUCGCCGAGCAGUACACUGGAGGCGCAUCACCCUGGGUUGGCUCACCCGGAUGUGCGGUCUCUCGUAGUGACCGGCAUGGCAUCAGCGAGCGUGCUUGCGCAAAGCAUCUACCCGGAAGAGUUUUUCGCCUUUCAGAAACGGGCGUACGAGCGCCCUACCGUUAGCAGUCUCGCCGGGUCCAUGUCCCAGGAUUUUACCAGGACCAGUGAUCAGGAUAUCGAGGUCCCGAAACCUCUAAGAGACUCGGCGGAUCCCCGUAAAGUCUUCCAUGCGACGCUAGAUCUGCUGGUGGAUCUUCCGAAGGAGCAAACCGCUGGCGAUCUACACGACACUUUCACUGGCUUGAGCUUGAAGGUAUCAACAUUCCAUCAAAUCGUGGCAACACGUCAACUGGUCGCGAGCGAGGUCUUGUUACUCGCUUGUCACAUGCUCUCGGGAACGAGCAACGACGAUAUGCCCGAACACAAGAACGUCUAUUUCAGUAUUGCGCACCGAGCGCUUGCCGUCUUCCAUGCUUGGGAGACAUUGAGACGGUUAUCGGAAAAGCAUAGCGACGAAUCUCAGCAUACCUUCAGGCAACCUUCGGAUGUAUCACGGGAAGGUGGCCACGCUGCGUUCAUCGCCUUGCGCGAAGAAUGGAAGAAGGAGAACGAUCUGUCUUCCUGCAAUGAGACUGCCUAUUCUCUCGUUCACGCUAUCCUUGCGGAGAAACCACAAAGCCAUAGCGGACGAGAACUCACGCCCAAAUCUCUCACUGUGACUGCUUUCCGAAACCUGCUUCAAUUUGGCCUGAUAACCGACACGGAACGCAUCGAAGCUGGCACACCCGAAACGAUUCUCGCGCUCGACAUCCUCCUCAGUGGCAAUAUCGAAAGUUGUCUGGACUUUAUCGAGUCUUACCCUCGGAGUGCCGGGGUCAGCUACGUUGCGUCGCGGGCGACGAUAAUUGCAGGAGCAGAUAUGGAGAUGGCUAUAGAUGGUUUGAACAACGUUGCCGCAGCGCUUGCCCGUCCAGGUUGGGCGGAGAUGGACAGAUCUGGAUUGGUCAGCGUGCUACCUGAUCGCGUUCGAUGGAACGGGUUGGCCGAAUACUACCAUCAUGCUCACUCCCUCUGCAAGACCGCUCGUUUGACGGCUUCGGCUGUCAUGUUCGCCAAGCGGUCCAUCGAGGAGACAGCAGACCCACACGCGGCACAAAAUCUGAUGCGAUACGUGUUCAAGGAGUAUCUCGCCCAGGGUCAAUACGAAGAGGCGUGGCAAGCAAUGCUGGCGAAUCCCUUGGUGAACCACGAUUCCACCGAAGACGAGAGACCUCUCGGAGCCCUGAUCCACGCAAUGUGCAGAGCUGGAGAAGCUCAACGACUUUUCAACUUGCCGUACAGUGGCAUGGAAGGUUACAUAGAAGACGAGCUCGAUCUCAGGGCACGAACCGCCGAUCCUCUUGCAUCACCUUACUAUCACAAGAUCCUGUAUUCAUGGCUGACCAGGCGAGUAGAUCACCGGAAAGCGGCAUUGACCAUGUUCCAGUACGCGGAACGUGUGAAAAACCUAACGGCAAGAAACUCGGCGGACUAUCGAUCACAUCUUCUGUUGCGCUCGCGCAGUCUCCUGACCGCCUCCAACAGUCUCUCUUUGGUUGACGCCAAGCACCGCUGGUUUACGACGAUCGCCAGCAGCAGACCAGGCAACGACGAGAAUCCUCGCAAACGUCUCAGGGUCGGCUGCAAUAUACCGGCAUCCGAAUACACUCAUGCUAUUCGUCGAGACAUCGACAUUGUCACGCUCGACCAGAUCAAAAAGGAGUCCGACCUGGUCCUCGCAACACUGAUGAUCAGCAGUCAUACGGGUAGUGAUCUCGAUCCCGCUUCGCCAUUAACAGCGACUGACUGUGUGGCCAUGAUGUCUGAAGCUGGCUUGUUCGAUCAGGCACUUGCGAGCGCCGACGUUCAAGGCAUCGACAAGACCAUAGUGUUCGAGUACCUGACGGGCCGAUGUCUCGAGAUGGAAGGAAUGGCCGACGAGGCGAUCAGAGAGAUCGGUCUGGCGACCUGGUUGGACGCAUCGUCGGUCAGCGCGACCUGGUACGGAUCGUUGCCUGAAAAGGCAUGGACGUAUCUCGACAAGACACUCUCCAUACACGACGUCGCUAGUCGUCCCUCGCAGUACGCUUGGGGCGCAAAGGUCUCUUCAGGUACAAACUCUACGUACCACCUUGCCGUCUUGAACAAGGUGCUAGAGAUCGACCCGGAAUACGCGCUGCCUCAGUGGCUGGUAACUCGACUGAUGGAGAGGUGUCCGGACGCGCUCAUACAAGCUGCUCUGAAAGUCGGAGCGACGAGCAAGGCUGCUGUCUGGGCUCGGGAUUGCCUGAAAUGGGCGCAGAAUCAACAGCCUCGCACCGUCGGAGCGGGUGUUAUCGCCCCACAAUACUCGCCUUUCAAUAUGAUUGACCAGGUCAUCGCGGCCGCCAAACCCAGCGAAGACAAGUCUGUCAAGGUCGCCGUGGACGCUUUACAGACGGAAGCCUCGAGACGGUUCAAGGGAAUCAAGAGUCUGAUGAGCACGAUCGAAAGGGUAUAAUUGCGGCCUUGUAUGUAGGAAUUUACGACGCAUAACGAAAAACGGACGAAAAUUGUAUAUCAUGUCGCUGCCAUGACGGUAUUCAUUGCUACAGAGAGCGCAGCGGUCGCUCCAAUUCAAAGC
Molecule: messenger RNA, 4844 nt
Organism: Filobasidium floriforme
Lineage: Eukaryota; Fungi; Basidiomycota; Tremellomycetes; Filobasidiales; Filobasidiaceae
Product: nucleoporin Nup120/160-domain-containing protein
Exons: 9
Coding region: 51-4721 (1556 amino acids)
Cellular component (GO): nuclear pore
Molecular function (GO): structural constituent of nuclear pore
Source: RefSeq, a predicted model, not a curated record